AUGGAGACCGACAACGUCGCCGACUUGGUGACUCGUCUAGGCAGCGAUGAAGAUGCUGUGCGUAAAAUGGCCGUCUUCAAGCUGCAAAGCAACAUCGGCGACCCAUCCUUCGCCGAGCUCUUCAUCGCAGAGGGCGGGCUAACUCGCCUGCGAUAUCUGACACUACACGCCAGCGGCAAUACUCUCGCCUACAGUUUGACCAGUUUCGCCCGUCUACUCGAGGUCGAUAAAGGGUGGGAAUGUGUCGAUCAGGAGCUAGUCGAACGGAUCGUCGAGCUGAUCGUUACGCACCCUCUCGUCAACAUCCUCCGCGGGGCGAUGUCGAUUCUCGUAUCCGUUGUCUCACACCCAGUCGCCGGCACCGGUUCAGAGCAACCAGAAAUGAUGUUCGGCUUCCGGGCUCUGAAGCCUGCAAUUGCCAUCUACCCUCAAUUCCUCGAGAUGCUCGUCAGUCGACUAUCCUCGGCGGAUCACGCUCUGUGCGCCAAUGCGCUGCAGCUGAUCAAUUCGCUGAUGCGCGAUUCAAUAACUCAUGACUCGGAGGCAGAGUGGCCCAAGUUUAUCCAAAAAUUGCAGGAUUUGGGAGUCAUUCGGGCGGUUUACGUGCUCAUGCAGGAUUCUGCACUGCAAGACUUGGCUCAUCCGCUUCUUGAGUUCCAGUCUUUGACCAAGGUGCUUCUGAGGAAGUGGAGGGCCAUUUCGUUGAAUCAGGAGAAGCCUGAACAUCGACGAGCGUUGAAGGGAAUAUAUUUGGCUAGUAUGCCUAAGUCUUUGGAUGAGACGGAUAAGGAGAAAGAGAAAGAGAAAGAGAAGGAGAAGGAGAAGGAGAAGGGAUCGAAAAGACACCAUUCUGAGAAAUGGCGACGACUGGGUUUCGAAACGGAGAGCCCUACCACCGAGUUCCGCGAGGUGGGAUUCUUGGGCAUGAUGGACUUGGCAGACUAUGUGCGCAGUCAUCAGGAUGAGUUCCAGAAGAUGCUCCUCGAGCAGUCGACCAAACCGGCACGACAGCGGUGUCCGAUUGCCCAGGCGUCGUUAGCUGUAACGUCCAUCCUGUACGAACAUUUCGAGGUGGACAAGUCCGAGAUGGAUGAUUCCAAAACAUACAUGAUUCUGGAGUCGCGGUCUAGUCUGGACAAACUGUUCAGACCUCUCCUUCUUCACUGGACGCGGUUGCAUGUCGCUGGUGUGCAAGCCUUCUUCCGUCUCUGGAAGGCGACUGCCGCCGAGCUGGAGGAUCUAGACAAGAUUGUGGAGCUGGUUCGCAUCCUUAUCGAGUCCGUCGUGGGCGGUGCUUCCCGCACCAAGGAUGUUCAGGAUGUAGAAGAGGACUUGGCCAAUUUUGAAUACCAUCGACUACGCGAGCUGCAGAUGGAGCUUCUGGAGCUUACCCAUGAAGAUGCUUGGGGGGCAUCACUUGCGACAGAGCAACGCAUCCGAUGUCUGCUCCAGGGUGCUUGGUUCUCCCUUGAAUCAAGCUCCAAGAAAGACCAUGGACUAACUCGGUCCAUCUGCCAAUACGUUCAAUUGUCGCACAACCGACGAUACCUCCAUUUUGGCGAGUUUGACUCGAUGGGUGACCGAGUUCCUGAGCUUGAUAGCCUACCAGAGAAGAUCGAUCUCUCCAUCGUCUCCUCAGUGGUCUCAAACAUCUCCGCAAACCCGGACCAGUCCUCGUCUUCAACUGUCAAGACCGCUCCCCGGCAAGCAUCUACUAAAAUCACGAUUCACGGCUACGCCCAGCCCACCAACUCAAGCCACAGCAAAAGUCACGCUCGAACAGCCAGUCGAUCAACCGGGAAAGAAAUCGUCCUUCUCACCCUUCGACCCGCCACCCAUAGUGAAGCCUCGGAGUGGCUGGAUGGACUCCUCAUGCUUCUGAACCAACAGCCUAUCACGGCGGAGACGAAUAAGCUGAUUGACCUGGUUAGUAACUACGGGUUGAAGAUUCGUCUCUUGAAUGUGAGGUUUGAUGAUGCUACGUUCGCGGGCGAAACGCCGGGUGUGCCGUCACGGAAUGGAUUGGAUGAGGAUUAUUAUUAUGACGUCUUUGGUGGUGCAUAG
Messenger RNA from Penicillium maclennaniae, 2064 nucleotides. Its product is annotated as ELMO/CED-12 family protein. Lineage: Eukaryota; Fungi; Ascomycota; Eurotiomycetes; Eurotiales; Aspergillaceae. The transcript is spliced from 4 exons. Bases 1 to 2064 code for a protein of 687 amino acids. Gene Ontology annotation, cellular component: plasma membrane. The record is from RefSeq and is a predicted model, not a curated record. Gene Ontology annotation, biological process: actin filament organization; cell motility.